AUGAUUGAAAGUGCGUGCGCGGACAACACAACAGCUGAAACGGAGCGUACGCAUACGGAAAUUGCCAAAGACGAUGUCGAUAUCGCCCGCUCGGAAGCGACUUUUCGUUACACAGUCCAAAACAUAAGCCAGCUCAAAGAACAAGUACUAUCGCCACCGUGCUACGUGCGAUGUCUCCCUUGGAAGAUCCUAGUCCUGGUCAGAAACACGAGCACCCCAGAGAGACAGCAACAGAAGGCAUUAGGUAUUUUCCUGCAGUGCAAUGGAGACUGUAAUUCGCCAGGGUGGUCAUGCUACGGCCUGGGGGAACUCAAGCUGCUGUCUUAUAAACCGGAUGGAGAGCAUAUAUGCCGGAAGCUUCAUCAUAUGUACCAUUGCAAAGAAGAUGAUUGGGGCUUUGCGCAUUUUUUAUCGUGGAAGGAUCUGAUGGACGAGGAAAAUGGUUUCGUGAAGGACGACACCAUCACCAUAGAGGCUCAUGUCAUUGCUGAAGCCCCGCACGGGGUGUCUUGGGACUCGAAGAAACAUACGGGUUAUGUCGGCCUCAAAAACCAAGGCGCAACGUGCUACAUGAACUCGCUCUUGCAAACUUUAUUCUUUACAAACGUACUCCGAAAAGCCGUUUACAAAAUCCCGACCGUCGGCGACGACAGCUCGAGAUCAGUCGCGUUUGCGCUACAGCGGGUAUUCUACGACCUCCAGUUCUCAGAGAAACCUGUAGCUACGAAGAAACUAACUAAAAGCUUCGGCUGGGAGACUUUGGACUCGUUUAUGCAGCAUGACGUUCAGGAGUUCCUACGGGUGCUUCUAGACAAGCUGGAGAACAAGAUGAAGGGGACUGCAGUCGAAGGCACUAUACCUAAAUUAUUCGAAGGAAAAAUGACUUCAUUUAUCAAGUGCAAGAAUGUAAAUUGCACGAGCGCCCGCGUCGAGACCUUCUACGAUAUUCAGCUUAGCGUUAAGGGAAAAAAUGACAUAUACGAAUCGUUCAAAGACUACAUAAGCACAGAACUGCUAGACGGCGACAACAAGUACGACGCGGGCGAGCACGGCCUCCAAGAGGCAGAUAAAGGAGUACUCUUUGACGAGUUCCCACCCAUUCUACAUUUGCACUUGAUGAGAUUCCAGUACGAUCCGCAAAGCGACACAUCUAUUAAAUUUAACGACAGGUUUGAAUUCUAUGAGACAGUGAAUUUAGACGCGUACCUCCAAGAGGUCCCUUCAAAUCCUGCGCACUACACGUUGCACGCGGUCCUCGUCCAUUCUGGGGAUAAUCACGGGGGACAUUACGUUGUCUUCAUCAACCCUAAAGGGGAUGGGAAAUGGUGCAAGUUCGACGACGACGUAGUUUCCCGUUGCACUAAGCAAGAAGCCAUCGAGUACAACUUUGGUGGGAAAGAGGACGCGCCGUACUUAGCCAGACGAGCCACAAGUGCCUACAUGCUUAUCUACAUCCAAACGUCGCAGCUAAAGUACGUGUUACAAGACGUCACAGAGAACGACAUGCCGGCAGACCUCUGCGAGCGAAUCAACGAAGAAAUGCGCUACGAGAUGGCGGCAGAAAAGUAA
Molecule: messenger RNA, 1569 nt
Organism: Leptosia nina
Lineage: Eukaryota; Metazoa; Arthropoda; Insecta; Lepidoptera; Pieridae
Source: the annotation of a GenBank genome assembly